Molecule: messenger RNA, 992 nt
Organism: Myxocyprinus asiaticus (Chinese sucker)
Lineage: Eukaryota; Metazoa; Chordata; Actinopteri; Cypriniformes; Catostomidae
Product: barttin-like
Exons: 3
Coding region: 1-531 (176 amino acids)
Biological process (GO): chloride transport
Cellular component (GO): basolateral plasma membrane
Molecular function (GO): chloride channel regulator activity
Source: RefSeq, a predicted model, not a curated record
AUGGCAGAGAACAAGCCAUACCGCUAUGGGCUCAUCGUUCUUGGGAUGGCGUUAGUGGCGUUGGGUCUGUUCAUGAUGGAUGUAGAAGAGCCACAGGUGUUUGCCACGUUCUGUUCUAUAGGAGUCCUAUUGAUGGGCUUGGGAGUAGUCUGGUCCGUGUGUCAGUGUUACCCCAGGGUGACUGUUAUAAUACCAGAAAAGGAAGAGCUCUGUGGGGCUGAAAUACAGGACUCAUGUGCAGGAAGAUCAGAUGAAAAAAGUCCAACAAAACCAAUAAGAGCUCCCGUGGCUGGCUUUUGUGAUGAAAAACUAGAAGUUGUAAUAUCAGCAGAUCCACAACUCUAUGAAGAGAACAAACACAAUGAGCAUGCCAUUGUCAUCCACACGUCUCAAAGCUCUUCCAGCACACACCUGGCAUGCUCCAGCACCCCACUGCCAGAUAAAAGAAAUGCAGAACCAGACUCUGACAAAGAGAUGUACUAUGGGAAAGUGGAGGACUCAUGUUACUAUACAGAGCUGGACAGUGAAUAAUUCAGUUUGAUUAUAUAUGUGUAAAUCAACAUCCACAUUAUUUAACAUAAAGUAAGAUUGGCUAGACACCUUGUCAUUUAUAUUUAAGAUAGCUAUAACUUCUAACAAAAUGUUCAUGUGUGAAUGUAUAAGUUUUCACAUUUUGUGUGAUCUGUCCCUUUAAUUAUAAAAAUAUAAGAAAUAAUCCUAACAGAGGCAUGUUUAUGUUACAAGUACUGGCCAUGACUUUGUCACAAGCAUGUGAUAAUUGCUCCACUCUCAGGAAAAUAAGCUGGAAAGUUUAAACAUUAGGUGAUAAAAUAAAUACACUGGUGACCUUGGCUCGUAUCACCAUGGAGAGGACAUUGAGAGAGGAACAAUCUGGAAUGAGGAGCUCUGAGGAUUUAUAUCUGACUCUGCUGCUUCUUUAUAAGAGACUCUUCAAGGAAUAGUUCACCCAAAAAUGAAAAUUCUCUCAUCAU